CAAGAGUGACGUCAUGAAAUUAAUAUCGAGGGUCAUGCGUGUAUAUUAAGGUGCAAUGAGUAUUCGAUCUCUUUUGAAACAAGAAGGGUAAAAAAUUAAAGAAAAAUUACUUGUGCAAGAAUCAGAGGGGGAAUUAAUUAGUCCACUAAUUAUCUCUAGUAGAGAGAUUAACAAUAAUGGGGAGAGGGAAAGUAGAAUUGAAGAGAAUAGAGAAUCAAACGAGCAGGCAAGUUACCUUCUCCAAGAGAAGAACUGGCUUACUUAAAAAAGCAUUUGAGCUUUCUAUUCUCUGUGAUGCUGAGGUUGCUCUUCUCAUUUUCUCUCCCUCUGGCAAAGCUUACCAGUUCGCUAGUCAUGACAUUGAUAGGACCAUUUUAAGGUACAAGAAUGAAGUUGGAUUAUCCAAAAGUACUAAUGAUCAAGGCUUCAGAGCUACGGAGGUCCGGAGGUUUGAGAUUGAAGACAUGACCAGAACAAUAGAUGAACUUGAAGCCAGAGAUAAGCAUUUUGCUGGAGAAGAUAUAUCAACUCUUGGUAUGAAAGAAUUGAAGCAGUUGGAGCGUCAGCUGAGAAUUGGGGUUGAACGCAUUCGUUCUAAAAAGAGGUGUAUCAUUUCCGAACAUAUCAACUGGCUUAAGAGACGGCAUAAAAUCCUUCAUGAGGAGAACAUCCAUCUCCAAAAGCAAGUAAGGUUGCAUGAGCUACGUGAAGGUGAAGGGAGCUCAACCAUUCUCGAUUCUGAUGCAAGUUUUGAGUUAAUUUCUAAGGGAUGAGGAUUUGAGGAAUGAUUUUUAGAGCUUCAAUUGCAUGGGCGCGUAAAGAUGAAAAAUACUUUCUUGUGUUGUUUGAAUGUAUUUAUUAACUCGUUUCUAGAAUUUCUAGGCCAAGUUAAUGCCUGAUUUGAAGGAAAAGAAAAACGAACUGUAUUGUAUUAAUACUACAUAUUGAGUAUGGUAGAGUUUGAUUGUGUGGUAUAUUGCAAAGAAA
Nicotiana tabacum (common tobacco) is the source of this 987-nucleotide messenger RNA. Its product is annotated as agamous-like MADS-box protein AGL19. Gene Ontology annotation, cellular component: nucleus. Gene Ontology annotation, biological process: positive regulation of transcription by RNA polymerase II. Gene Ontology annotation, molecular function: DNA-binding transcription factor activity; protein dimerization activity; RNA polymerase II transcription regulatory region sequence-specific DNA binding. Lineage: Eukaryota; Viridiplantae; Streptophyta; Magnoliopsida; Solanales; Solanaceae. The record is from RefSeq and is a predicted model, not a curated record.